Messenger RNA from Drosophila pseudoobscura, 2289 nucleotides. It is a transcript of the gene Sfxn2, whose product is annotated as sideroflexin 2. The transcript is spliced from 4 exons. The record is from RefSeq and is a predicted model, not a curated record. Bases 536 to 1534 code for a protein of 332 amino acids. NCBI's taxonomy places the organism in Eukaryota, Metazoa, Arthropoda, Insecta, Diptera, Drosophilidae. Gene Ontology annotation, molecular function: monoatomic ion transmembrane transporter activity. Gene Ontology annotation, cellular component: mitochondrial inner membrane. Gene Ontology annotation, biological process: monoatomic ion transport; serine import into mitochondrion.
AGGUAACAUAAAAUAACGAACAACAAGGAGCGGUUCCGAUGAACUUUUUCAGUUCGUUCACUACAGAGAAAAGCUCGUUCAUGAACAACCCAACAACACUAUUGUAAACAAUUUGAAAAUGGUCUUUGUUGUUUAAAUUUGUUUCGCUGCUCUUGAAAAGCAAUUGAGUAAUAAAUCAGUGCUAAAUUGGGUUAAAUUUGUUGCUCUGCCCAAUGGUUGUAUUGUAGCACCGGUAACAAGCAGACAAGCAAAAAAAUUUGCAUUUUUGGAUGGAUGCCAAAAAACUUUGAACCGCAUUAGACAGCAGAAAAGCGAAAAGAACAGCUGGCAGCAAGCACGGAGCACGCACCUGGGCAGGCGGAUUGGAUUCAUUCAGUUGAUAGCAACAGCCCCAACCCUGAGUACACAGAGCCAGUGCUCAGGUAAAGCGCAAUCGUAAAACAGCAACAAGCAAGAAGCAAGAAGUGGGAGAAAAAACCGCCGGCACCAAUACGAGCUUACGUAAGCCACUUGCAAAGAGUCGAACCUCUUCAAAAUGUCUCAGGAAUUAACCCUUAUCGAUGUGGACAAGCCGCUGUAUGACCUGACGACCUUCGCUGGUCGCUUCAAGUACUAUGCCUGGAUGACAGAUCCCCGGACAGUGGUCCAGCCCAGUGAACGGCUGCUGGAGGCCAAGGAAAUGAUUGAGAAGUAUCGCCGGGAGCCGGGCCAGGCGCAGUCCCUGGGGCCAGGGAAAUCUCUGGAGGAUGUCCAUUACAACAUGAAGUUGUAUAGCUCGGCCUUUCAUCCCGACACAGGGGAGCUGCAGAACUUUUGUGGUCGCAUGAGUUUUCAGGUUCCUGGCGGCAUGUUGAUCACUGGCGGAAUGCUGGCCUUCUAUCGGACUGUGCCCGCGGUGGUGCUCUGGCAGUUUAUCAAUCAGUCCUUCAACGCGGUCGUCAACUAUACAAAUCGCAAUGCCAAUUCCCCCACCAGCGUUACGCAGCUGGGCGUGGCCUAUGUGUCGGCUACAACCUCAGCCUUGAUUGCUGCCAUUGGAUGCAAGAACUACUGGUCGAAGAAGGCGACUCCUCUGUUCCAGCGAUUUGUGCCAUUCGCUGCUGUGGCAGCCGCAAACUGUGUCAACAUUCCGCUAAUGCGACAGAACGAGAUACUCAGAGGCGUGGAGGUGAAGAACUCGGAGGGUGAGAUUGUGGGCCAGAGUCGUCUGGCUGCCAUCAAGGGUAUUAGCGAGGUGGUCAUAUCACGGAUAGCCAUGGCAGCGCCCGGGAUGCUGGUACUGCCUUUGAUCAUGGAGAGAUUGGAGAAGCUGCCCGCUUACAGCCGCAUCAAAUGGAUAAAUGCCCCUUUCCAAACCCUGAUGGUUGGAUGCUUCCUCUGCUUCAUGGUGCCCUCCGCCUGUGCUUUCUUCCCACAGCAAUGCUCGUUGGACACCUCUACUAUGCGCACCUUCGAGCCGGAACUCUAUGAGGAUAUGAAGAAGAGAACCGAGGGAAAUGUACCCAAGCGUGUCUACUUCAACAAGGGUCUGUAGGGAUAUGACAAAGGACAUUUCAACGGGGAUGACAAUAAUUAGUCCAUUGGUUAGUCGUUGUGGUUUCUUGUGUAGCAUUUAUUGUUUCAGAUCGCGCAAUAUAUUGCAAAUUGUUCCUUGUGUCUCGUCUCAAUAGCUGAAAGAGUAGUAUUUAAGCUGAAAAAGUAUCUCAACUACAUAGCAAAUGUAUCUAUCAGUCAAUUCGUACUUAAAUGGUAUUACUUUCUGUGUAUCUGGUGUGUGGGUUAUUUUAGAUCAAUGAUCCGUAUUUGCAAAACUGUGCUGCUAACUAGUUCAUAGCCUAUAGAAUUGUAAAGUUGUACCCGUUCUAUCCAGAGAAUUCUCAGGCCCAACUAACCAGAAGAGCUGAGCGAUACUUCUGUGACCUCCCAAUAACAUCCUGUCCCCAACUAUAUGACGCGUGGACAGGCUGGAUGGUAGAUGGUUCCUGACACAAAAGGGUCUCAGAACGGCGUACGGUAUUAACUAAUGGAGAAAGCCAGCUCAAAUCAAAUUAAUUCGAAUAUUAUAGAAUUGGGAGUAUUUCCUUUAUUCCUUUAAAAAACUAGAAUCUUUAAUUGGCAAAACAAUUUGCUGGUAUCUCUGGCUUUUCUCAAUAACCUAUCCGAAGCAGAGGCAGAUUUUCCACAGACUUAUGUAUUUUUUAAAACUAAUAUACUCACGUGUUUUGUUCGAUUAAGCGAAAAAGUGUUGAAAUAAAUGUUAUCUAACGAAAAUGUAGACCACUAAUGAAA